ACCCAUUGGAAUAAAUAAUGGCAGCCAGACUAAGCUUUGAACAAAAGAAAUUCAUCCUAAAAUGCUAUUGGAAGUUUGAAAACGCAGUUGAAGUACAAAGACAGUUUAUGAAGGAAUUUCAAACAGGUCCACCUACACGACUUACCAUCACUCGAAUUAGAGAUAAGUUUGAAGCUGAUGGAAUUAGUAUUCAGAAUGUCCACAAAAAGAGCUCUGGAAGACCACGGACAUCGACAAGCCCCACAAAACAAGAAAGGGUAUUGGAAAUGUAUCACCAAAGUCCAAGAAAAUCUGUGCGGCAAGCAAGUCGUGACAUAGGAAUUUCGAAAUCAUCUGUCGAUGCAUCGUAUUUUGAAGCGCUGCCAUUGGAAAAGUGACAUUCCAAGAUUAGUCCAUGCUAUCAGUGAAGAUGAUCCAGAUCGAAGAGUGGAGUAUUGCGAAUGGUACUUGGAAAGAUGUGUAGAAGAUGCACACUUUCCAACAAAGAUUGUGUGGAGUAAUGAGGCUACAUUUAAAUUAAAUGGUUCAAUUAACCGCCACAAUUGCACCUAUGGGAGAUCUGACAAUCCGCAUGCUAUGAUGGAACAUCAUGUUAAUUUACCAGGAGUUACAGUGUGGUGUGGCUUAUCAUCAAGAGGAUUAAUUGGACCAUUCUUUGUUGAUGGUACUGUGACUGGUCCCAUUUACUUGAACUUACUGCGACAGUCUGUCAUGCCAAGCAUUAGAGAGGUCUUUGAAGAUGAAGAGUUUUAUUUUCAGCAAGAUGGGGCACCCCCACACUACCAUCAUGAUGUAAGAUCCUACCUUGAUGACAUCUUGCCAAACAGGUGGAUUGGACGAAGGGGUUUCGUAGAAUACCCUCCUCAUUCACCAGACCUCACACCUCUAGACUUUUUUUUAUGGGGAUACUUAAAAGAUAAAGUCUACGCUACAAAACCAGCAACAGUCUCUGAACUGAGAGUAGCCAUUGAACAAGAAUGCACUCAAAUACCAAAUGAAAUGUUUGUUGAUGUUUGUGAUUCUAUUGCUUUGCGUUAUCAGCUGCCUCAUGCACACCCCCUACUGGAGAUCAAACCAGGUUCACGGGUCCACACUCAAUCACUAAGCAACACUGGCUGGGCUAUUUUUAUUUUUUUAAUUUAUCUUUAUUGUUGAAAGUAUUACAGAUG
Miniopterus natalensis is the source of this 1169-nucleotide messenger RNA. The record is from RefSeq and is a predicted model, not a curated record. NCBI's taxonomy places the organism in Eukaryota, Metazoa, Chordata, Mammalia, Chiroptera, Miniopteridae.